GACAUCAGGUGACUGUAAGUCAUUCUUAACCGAAUGACACUGUGAUGAUCAACUCUUAGAAACACUACAGAGAUCUCUGGAAUAGCAACCUUAUUAAAACAGCACCGGUUUCACAUCAAUAUUCAGGGUUCGUUUUAUAUUAAUAAUGAGGACAAUGAUCAUGUUUAUUAUUUUGUGUGUCUGCAUUCUGACUGUAAAUGGUGUGUUUGGUGAUGAAGUGAAGUCAGUGUCAGUGGUGGAGGGAGAUUCUGUUAUUCUGUACACUGAUACUGUGAAACAGACAGAUGAUGUGAUCAUGUGGUAUUAUGGACCUAACAACACUCUUGUUGCAAGAAUCAAUGGAAAGGCCAGUACCAACAAGUUAGCUAAAGAUGAAAGAUUUAAAGACAGAGUGAAGCUGGAUGAUCGGACAGGAGAUCUCAUCAUCACAAACACCACAACUCAACACACUGGACUUUAUACACUAGACACUAUCAGCAGAAACAAGAAAAUCAAAGAUAAGAAAUUCAAUGUUACUGUAUAUGCUCACCUGCCGGUUCCUGUCAUUAGCAGUAACUCAUCACAAUGUUCUUCAUCAUCAUCAUCAUCAUCAAGAUGUGUGUUAUUGUGUUCAGUGAUGAAUGUGAGAGAUGUGAGUCUGUCCUGGUAUAAAGGAAACAGUUUAUUGUCCAGCAUCAGUGUGUCUGAUCUCAACAUCAGACUCUCUCUACCUCUGGAGGUUGAAUAUCAGGAUACAAACACAUACAGCUGUGUACUCAACAAUACCAUCACAAAACAAACUCAACUUCUCAACAUAACUCAACUCUGUCAGAUGUGUUCAGGUACCACAGAUACACUUCUGAUCAUUCUGAUCUGUUGUGGUGUUGGUGUAAGUCUGAUGAUUCUAGCUGGAGUUCCGUUCUUCUGUGUCUACAGAAAACACAAAGCAGGUUUCAUGAAAGCUACAACAAAUUAUUCAGAUGAAGAGAGCAGCACAAACUCCAGCAGCACGUUUGAGGAUGGAGAAGCUUCAAGGUUUAUGAAUGAACAACAGAAAAGUGACAUGCAUGAGUUGCCUGAUUGAAGCUUAAGAAAAUGCAGGCUGUCUCUCAAUCAGUUCUCUUGUUUAGUAAUCAGGGUACCGAUCAGAGAUUUGGCCUCACUUUCAAAAUCAUUCCAGUGCACAAAAACAUUGAUGCUCUCAUUGGAUACAUCCAAAAGCUUAGGUAGCUUACUGGUAUUGCUGUUGUAAGAUGUCAAACGGUGCUCUAGCGACAGACACUAGAGGUCAUGGCCUUUAAUCUCCUUAAGGCAUUCAGACCAGCAGCGACUAGUAGUAGCAGAGCGACACGAUCUCAUUGAUUUCAAAGGAAGCUCAGUGACACAAGCGACAGUAGCUUACCAUUGGCAUCUAAAUGGGUGUGUCCAGUUGUGAAAGUUGAGAAAGGUUUAACUUUAUGCAAAUUAGCACCUGCCCCCAUGCAAGACUGUUUAAAUCUUUCCCGUUUACAGUGGUGCCAUCACAUGGAUAGGAGUAAGUUUUGGGGGGUGAGUUUCUGUGAGCUGUGCAGUGAGUAAACCUGACAGAAUGGCAAAACUUGAUUUUCAGUAGUGUAUUUUAGUGCACUUGAAGUUUAAAAAAAAGUUUACUAUUUAGACUUGAAGUGUUGUCAAAUAGAUGUUUUAAAGCUUAUUUUUAAUAGAAUAAUAAAAGGGGUUAGCGAUACUGAGCCUUCACGUGGCAACCCUGUUUUGACUAAUUUUACAGUACCACGCCAUUUAAAUUAUUUUGGUAACACUUUAUUAUAAUGUUCAUUAGUUAACAUUAGUUAAUGUAUUAACUAACAUGAACAAACCAUGAGCUAUACAUUUGUUACAGUAUUUAUUAAUCUUUGUUAAUGUUAGUUAAUAGAAAUAAAGCUGUUCAGUGUUUGUUCAUGUUAGUUCAUGGUGCAUUAACUAACGUUAACCAAAUGUUAAUAAAGUAUUAGUAAUUGUUUAAAUUAACAUUAAUAAAGAUUAAUAAAUGCUGUAUAAGUGCAGUUCAUCAUUAGUUCAUGUUAACUAAUGUAGUUAACUAAUGUUAACUAAUGAACAUUAUUUUAAAGUGUUACCAUUAUUUUUUUAUUGGAAUCAAAAGAAUGGUUAACUACAGAAACCAACAACACUAGGCAAAACGAUUAAGGUGAAAUAUACAAUUACUUAGGGAAAAUUGUACUUGCUUUUCUCAAAAUACAUUGCUUGUAACCAAUUUCUUUAAUAUAGAAUUGAACUUGAAAUCACUCAUCUAUUAUGCAAAAAUAUAGAAUAUUACAUGGUCAAAACAUGUAUCCGGCACCAAUAUUCCUGGUUUAGUGGAAAUAAAAAGGAGUAAUGGUCAUUUUACAGAUCUGAAUGCCUCCAUGUGAGAAAGCUAGGGAUAGGGAGCUAUAGGAACUGAUUGAGACACACCCACAUAUAUAUUGUGACACUGUCACACAGUAUCACACAAUAUGCAUGUUUUUAACCACUCUGUGUAAUCAGUUGUGAAGAUUUUAUGUGUUUUAAAAGUUUAACAUUACUUUCUGAUUGUUUAAAAAUAUUUAUGUUCAGUUUUUUGUGUUUGACUAUUUAAACAGUGUACAAUUAUAUGUUUAGGAAACAAAGAUAUAUUAAUAAAAAAAUGUCAAAGUGC
This is a messenger RNA of Paramisgurnus dabryanus, 2653 nucleotides long. Its product is annotated as natural killer cell receptor 2B4-like. The record is from RefSeq and is a predicted model, not a curated record. Lineage: Eukaryota; Metazoa; Chordata; Actinopteri; Cypriniformes; Cobitidae.